Andrographis paniculata is the source of this 2782-nucleotide messenger RNA. Its product is annotated as ent-kaurene synthase TSP4, chloroplastic. Gene Ontology annotation, cellular component: chloroplast. Lineage: Eukaryota; Viridiplantae; Streptophyta; Magnoliopsida; Lamiales; Acanthaceae. The record is from RefSeq and is a predicted model, not a curated record. Gene Ontology annotation, biological process: gibberellin biosynthetic process. The transcript has 14 exons. Bases 592 to 2769 code for a protein of 725 amino acids. Gene Ontology annotation, molecular function: magnesium ion binding; terpene synthase activity.
UUUUCGAAUCUUUCCAUGUGCCUGGAGUUGGAGUGGAACUCAUUGUUUGUUGCUUUUUAGCUUCUCGUCCACUUCGCUUUUUCACGAUCACCGACCUAUGGCUAUGAGUGUGUGAGUGAGUGAAUUGAUAAAGCAUGUGAUCGUAUAUCUGCUUUUUUUGCAGAUCAGUUUGUGUAGAUAUUUCAGGAACACGGAAAAUAUAUGUGGUUAUCAUUGUUAUUAUUACUAUUAGUAUUAUCAUUACCUGGUGCGCUCAUCUGCGUUUCUUCUUUCAUGUUUUGAGUUUGUAGCUUUCCUCGAGCUCUGUUCUGAAAUUUGGAUUGCGCAGGGAAGAACUUCAUAAUAUGUUUCUACUUUUGGGAUAAAAUAAUCAUCAGUUCAGAUACACAUAUAUACAUAUAUAUAUGAUCUCUGGUACUUGAGGCAUAUUAAGAAACCUUACCGUAGUGAACACCUGCAUCUCUGGAAAUUGAAGUUAGAUCAUCGCCUAAAGUUGCUGCACCGUAUUUUGAGAAGACGAAAGAAAGAAUAGCUACGCUGCUGAAUAAGGCUGAGGUAUCUGUUUCAACAUAUGACACAGCAUGGGUUGCUAUGGUCCCUUCUCCACAUUCAUCACUGGAACCUUGUUUCCCGGAUUCUCUCAAAUGGUUGCUGGAAAACCAGUGCCCAGAUGGUUCUUGGGCUCGCCCCCAUCAUCAUCAUUUGCUGCAAAAGGAUGUUCUUUCUUCUACUUUAGCAUGUGUUCUCGCACUAAAAAAAUGGGGGACUGGUGAAGAACAUAUUAACAGGGGUCUUCAUUAUCUAGAGUCCAAUUUUGCUUCAGCUAUGGAGAAGAACCAGUUUUCUCCGCUUGGAUUCGACAUUAUAUUCCCAACUAUGGUUGAAUAUGCCAGGGACAUGUUUUUGAAUCUCAACUUGGAGCCAACCACAUUGAAUGCUUUGAUCUAUAAAAGAAGUUUGCAGCUUGAGAGAUGCAAACAAAGUCGAUCAUUGGACAGGGAUGCAUACAUGGGAUACAUCUCAGAAGGAAUGGGAAAAUUACAGAACUGGGAAUCAAUCAUGAAAUAUCAACGAAAGAAUGGAUCUCUUUUCAACUCUCCCUCGGCAACAGCAGCUGCUUUUAUAGGACUUCCCAACGAUGGGUGCCUUCGUUACCUUCGGUCUGCAUUGAAAGAGUUUGGGAAUGCAGUUCCUGCAGUUUAUCCUCUAGAUAUAUAUUUGAAGCUGUGCGUAGUUGAUAAUCUUGACAAGCAGGGGAUCAGCUGCCAUUUUACAAAGGAUAUUCAAGGCGUGCUCGAUGAAACGUACAGAUUAUGGUUGCAGGGCAACGAGGAUAUAUUCCUGGAUGCUUCAACUUGUGCUUUAGCAUUUCGAUUACUGCGAAAGAAUGGAUACGAUAUAACUUCAGAUCGGAUAACAAAAAUCCUAAAAGAAUACCACUCAAGUGGAUACAUGAAAGACACAUACACAACUGUUGAACUAUAUAAAGCUUCAGAAUAUGUAAUGAAUCCAGAUGAAAGGGAUCUUGAUGAACAAUACUUCAUUCUGAAAGGUUUACUUGAGGUGGAACUUUCGAGCGGUUUCAUUUAUUCGAAUCAGCUUGGAAGAAAUAUUGACCUAGAGGUAAGCCAUGCUCUUAAGCAUCCCUUUUAUGCAACUUUAGACCGGAUGGAAAAACUGAGAAAUAUAGAGCAUUAUAACCCCAAUAGUACGAGAAUUGCGAAAACUUCAUUUUGUUCACCAUGUUUUGGAAACUCGGAUUUCCUCUCUCUGUCAACAGAAGACUUCAACAAAUGUCAAGCUAUACAACGCAAGGAGCUGAAAGAGCUUGAAAGAUGGGUAGUGGAGAACAGGUUAGAAGAGUUGAAGUUUGCAAGGCAAAAGGCUGCAUACUGUUAUUUUUCUGCAGCAGCAACUCUUCCAGACCCGAAAUUAUCGGAUGCCCGAAUGUCAUGGGCAAAAAAUGGUGUUCUGACAACAGUGGUAGACGAUUUUUUCGACGUUGGAGGUUCUCUUGACGAACUAAAACAGCUAAUUUGGUUGAUUGAAGAGAUAUGGGAUGCUGAUUCUAUCCCUGUACAGUUUGCUUCGUCCAAUGUCCAGAUAAUAUAUACUGCACUGAAGCACACAAUCUGUGAGAUUGGGGACAAAGGAUUCAUAAUACAAGGAUACAACGUGAAGAACCAUGUAGCAGAGAUUUGGCUUGAUCUUCUGAAAUCGAUGAUGAAAGAAACCGAAUGGACCAAAGACAAAACCAUCCCAUCAGUCGAGGAAUACAUGAGCAAUGCCUAUGUGUCGUUCGCUUUGGGGCCAAUUGUCCUUCCCGCUCUUUACCUUGUAGGACCUAAGCUCUCGGAGGAGAUGGUGCAGCAUUCUGAGUACCAUAAGCUAUUCAAACUGAUGAGCACCUGUGGUCGCCUUUUAAAUGACAUCCGGGGCUGCGAGAGAGAAAUGAACGAAGGAAAGCUAAAUGCAGUGCCAUUAUACGUGCGAAAUAGCGGCGGAAAGACAACCAAAGAGGAAGCUAUUUUCAAGGUGAAAUGCCUGAUUGACAGCAAUAGGAGAGAACUACUGAAACUAGUUUUGGAUGCGAAGAACAGUGUAAUACCAAAGCCUUGCAAGGACUUGUUUUGGCAUAUGUGCACGGUUGUGCAUCUGUUCUACAGUAAAGACGACGGAUUCACCUCUCCGGACUUGAUCAAGGAAGUUAAAGCAGUUCUUUUUAGUGAGCUUUCCUCUAAGGACAACCCUGUUUCUGUGGUAAGAUAAGCAAGCAAGCAUU